Osmia bicornis bicornis is the source of this 1359-nucleotide messenger RNA. RefSeq lists its product as uncharacterized. The coding region runs from base 1 to 1359 and encodes 452 amino acids. The record is from RefSeq and is a predicted model, not a curated record. Lineage: Eukaryota; Metazoa; Arthropoda; Insecta; Hymenoptera; Megachilidae. The transcript has a single exon.
AUGCCAAACGAAGGUGCUAAUACAUCCGACCACUCUGCGCACAUCCGUGAAUUGAAGCAAAAACGGCGGAUUUUCAAAAGCCAGUUAACAAUGUUCGGAAAAUGGGUAGAAGCAUACGACGACUCCGCGAAGGAACGAGUCAAACUGCGCGAUCGUAUAGAUAGGUUGCGUAAUCAAUUCAACACUUUCAAUCUCAUUCAAGAUGAAUUGUGUUUGCUCGAAAACUUCGAAGAAGCGGAAACCGAACGUGAAGCGACCAUCGAAACCUACGAUGACGUCAUGUCCAUAGCGGUGGUAUUACUGGAACAAGUUGAGGCGCGCACGGUACAGCCAACUAUCGCGAGUAAUAAUUCACCGGCGUCGUCGUCAUCGCAGUCAUCGCCAUACGCGUUAUCGGUGAAAUUGCCAAAAAUCGAUCUACCAAAAUUCGACGGUCGCAUCGAAACGUGGAUAACGGUCAAGGACGCGUUUCAUACCCUUAUUCAUACGCAACCAGGAUUAAGUAAAAUUCAGAAGCUUCAUUAUUUGCGUCUGUCGUUAUCCGGGAAAGCCGAAGCCGCGGUCAGAGCUUUCAGCAUCACGGAAGAUAAUUACGAAGCCGCAUGGAAUCAUAUCAAUGAAAUUUAUGAUAAUAAACGCGCGCUUGUAUUGCGACACACCGCUCUUUUACUCUACACCCCCGCGAUGCCGGACGAUUCAUCGGAGUCGAUACGCGACUUAGCGAAUCAUAUGCAAUUACACCUUCGUUCUUUGCAAGCGCUCGGUCGAUCAUCAGAUGAUAUCGCCAACGAUCUUCUGACGAGCAUCCUCAUCUCGAGGAUGGCAAUCGACACGAGAAAAUCGUGGGAGCGCACCUUAUCCGAUACAGAGGUGCCGAAGAUCGACGAUCUAUUCAAAUUCUUGAAUAACGCGUCGCAUCAGUCUAAAGAUUACGACGCGAAUCCAAAAUUCCGACCGACUGUGGCGCGAACUCAUAAUUAUGGUCUGCGAACCCAACCGCCGCCACAGAAACGACAGGUGUACGUAACGAACACCUCGCGAAACGCGUCAACGCCGCCGUCAUCUCCGCGCACUCAACGCCGAUCAACGCCGUCGUCGCGAGGAGAAACGAAGAGGACAGGAUACACCACAGCGAAAUGUCCGGUCUGCGAGGGAACACACCCUGUGUACCAAUGUCCGCCAUUUUUCGAGUUGACGGUAUCGCGACGUAUCGAAGCCGCUCGCAAGGCACAUCUAUGCCUUAAUUGUUUGCAAUCAGAUCAUCGGGCGGAAGAUUGCAAGGCCGGAAAAUGCCGUGUGUGCAACCAGCAGCACAAUACGAAACUGCACCAGGAGCCGCACCCGGCAACAGAUUCCUGA